This is a messenger RNA of Effrenium voratum, 810 nucleotides long. Lineage: Eukaryota; Dinophyceae; Suessiales; Symbiodiniaceae. The record is from the annotation of a GenBank genome assembly.
AUGACGGUGUGUCGGGUCACAGUGCUACCGGAGGACCUUGUGGAGAAGCCAGUGGAGCUAUCAGAGGCAGAGCAGAAGAAGUUGGCAGCCAAGGAGGCGGAAUGGUCCAAACUCUUUGGAGAGCCACGGGCUUUGUUAGCCUCAGAAACAGAUGUCGAAAUGCGCCUGGUGAGCCAUUCGAAUGGCUAUCCAGCACAGGGCGCACAGCAGCGCUUUCAGGAACUGCUCCAACCAAAGGAGAAGAAGGGAGGCCUGGCGGAGCGGUGUAAGGCUGAAGAGUUGGACGGCUUCAUCGAGCGCGUGGCCUCGAAGGGCGCGGCCGGCUGUCGCCUGGAAGUCGACAUCCGAAACUUUGCUCCUGCAUACAUUACGCGCUUGGAAACCGCCACGGAUGUUCUGAAGAGCAAGAUCGUGGUGAAUGUCUUCCAGCGAAAGUUCGAGCUGCCGCAGGCACCCCGGGGUGAUGAGCCCAGCAGAGCUCGGCUGGAUGCCAGCUGGGGCCUGCAGCCGCGGGCAACUGUGAGAGGCUUUGUGAAGGUCCACACCCAAUGGUUCAUGGUGCUGGAGAAUGCGCGUCUUCCAGCCCAUCAGGAGUGGCCCUUAGCGGGUGGCAUGUAUCCCACCAAUCUGAAGCCCGAGGUGCACCAUCAUCGGAGCAAGUGGGCGAGUUUCCAUUCCUUAGUGCAGCCAGAGGCUGUCACUUCAGGGGGCGGGUCUCUCAUCGGCUCCAUGUUGCUGGGCUUCCCCAAGUUUUACUUUAUCUUUGACGGCAAGCAGGUCUCGGUCAAUGCGAACACCGUCACGCAGUAA